Physcomitrium patens is the source of this 2314-nucleotide messenger RNA. RefSeq lists its product as uncharacterized. The record is from RefSeq and is a predicted model, not a curated record. Lineage: Eukaryota; Viridiplantae; Streptophyta; Bryopsida; Funariales; Funariaceae.
AGCUUCAGUGGUUAUUCCAAAGCCUCCUCGAAGCUACUGCUUCCUCCCUGUGCCUUCUCCUUGAGUGCACGAGUAGGCCCAAAAGUAGUUGAGCGCGGUGCUUGAUGUCAUACUUGUGAGAAGUUCUUUCAGGAACGUUGAAUCUGAAAAAAAGGAUAAGCAUCUUAUAGUACACAAUAGCGUGGAAUUUGUGAGAGUGUGUUGAGGGUAUUUGUGAGAGCAGCAGGUGAAGGAGAGGACGAUUCAACAGUGGGAGUGCGAGGUUUUGGUUUUAGAAUGUCCAUGGGCGUCAAGCUGACAGGGAAAGUUCUCUAGCGUGUAUGUGGUUUAGUGGAUUAGUUGUUUGAAAGAUUGGUGAAGUGGAGAGGAGUGGUUAGGGGAGAAGGCGAGUGACGAUGCCUGGGUUGUUGCCCACGAGACCGAUCGGGUCUGCUUCGAAGGCGAGGAGCAGCAGUGCAAGAAAUUUAGCACGGUCUAAGGCAGAAAAGGUUCGUGAGGAAAGAGCGCCUGCCACAGGUCUUGUGCGCGUGCCGGCUCAGAACGUGAAUGUGAACACCAUGGGAUUAUUAUCAGCGCAGUUUCAAGCUUGUGGAGCGAACGCCAAUAGGUCUAAGACUGCGCAAUCAGGUGCUGAGAAAAUGACUAAGUUCUUUGGUAAUGGAGUCGAUUCGGAAAACGUGUUCGGGAAUCGUUAUGUCAGCAGUGGAAGCGAGCACGAGGCCGCAUCUGUCUGCUUGGGCGCCAUGGUUAACGGGUUCAUUGAAAACGACACCGACGGUGGCCGAUGUGGCCGGUCGCGGUGCAAUUGCGAGCUAAGCGGCUCAAUGUGCGACUGCAACGAUUUCGAGGAAGCCAGGUCUUCACUUGGAGGGGAACUCUCUGAGAUCUUACAAAAUAUGGUAUGUAGUGCAAACGCCACCGAGAGAACAUUGUUGGCUGAAGUCAACAAGGCCAUUUCUAUGGCCAAAGAUGUUUCGGUCGAGGACGAUGCUACCGUCUGCCUCAGGCGUCGAGUAAUGAAGUAUCUUAGAAACGGAGGCUACUCUGCUGCUAUUUGCAAGUCGCGAUGGGACAACGCCGGUACAUUUCCCGGUGGCGUCUACGAGUACAUUGACGUGAUUUUUGAAGGAGCAACUGGCAAAAGCGAGAGAAUCAUCAUCGACAUUGACUUCAGGACUCAAUUUGAGAUUGCCCGACCUUCUUCAAGCUAUAAAGCUGUGGUGCAAGUGUUACCGACUGUAUUCAUUGGCAAGGCGGAACGACUCCUUCAGAUUGUCAACAUUCUGUCUGAUGCCGUAAAGCAGUCAAUCAAGAACCGUGGUAUGCACUUGCCUCCCUGGAGGAAGCCCGAAUACAUGCGGGCUAAGUGGUUCUCAUCCUACAGGCGCACUACGAACGACUCUGUCCACAAGGUCCACGACGAGGACAUAUCGAACAUCUCUUUCAUCGCAGUGAGGGACAGUGGCUGGAGCGCGACGCACAUCGAGGAGAUGGAGGUGGAUUACCUGCGGGGAGGAGAGAGACGAGUAAUGAGAGACUUGAAGAAUUUUGCUCCAAAGAAGCCUGCGGAUGUUAGCAGCAAGGCCUCAUCAACUGUCGCCACGAAGAGUGCUGUCGACAACACCGUGUGGACGCCUCCCGCCUUGAAGCCAAGAGUGUUUCAGCGACCUGGCCAGGCUGGACUUGCAUCAAUUUUGAGAGAAGCAGGUUUGACCUCCUCAAUUAGGACCUUGAUCGAAGAGCAACGGGCAGUUGGGAAGAGUUUGCCAAUCGCAGUUUGAGGGGCUCCUAUCACAAUAUUUUGACAUCGCUCCACUGUAAUAUAUACAUGGUGUAAUGGCUGUAGCUGAUGUGCAUAUUUUGUCACAUAUCUCUGCCGCGAAUGCAAUGUCCUCAAUCCUCAGGAGGAUGGCAUUGCUGAGAAAAUAGCUUGUGCGAAUGAUUUUAGGUUAGAAGUUACGAAGUUUUGGGCUGGACCUUGCCGCGAUGAUGGCCUUUGCUUCCUCAAAGGUGUAUCUUGCAUGCGGAGGGGUUCAGGAGCAUUCACGGCACCGCAGAGGGUGGCUUCUGCGGUUGACUUUACAGAUCGUAAUUUCUGUGCUGCAAAUUUUGACUGCAAUAGGUAGCGCAGAAAAUUAGUGUGAUUGCUGUAUAUAUCUGUAGGAGCGGCUUCUGUCACUCACGAUAUUUGAUUUUUUCCAUGAGCCACUGAAGUUGAGGUUCUGAGUUCUGGCCUUCCAUUGCCAAAUAUAUGUGGAAGUUUCAUUUAUUUUGUAUAAUGAAAGACAAGUUUCGUUGUCUAUUCUGCAUCAAA